Molecule: messenger RNA, 2859 nt
Organism: Diachasmimorpha longicaudata
Lineage: Eukaryota; Metazoa; Arthropoda; Insecta; Hymenoptera; Braconidae
Product: oxidative stress-induced growth inhibitor 1-like
Exons: 3
Coding region: 264-2024 (586 amino acids)
Source: RefSeq, a predicted model, not a curated record
UUUUUAAUCAGUGGCUCCUGAAAUAAUGAUAUUUAUUUUUGAGCUGACAAAGGGAAGGGUUUAUUUAUAAAAAUUGAGAGCGGGUUCAAGUGACUCCAAUUACCCUCAAUUAACUCAGUCUAAUUAUUCAGAAGUUGUGAAGUAUGCGAAGUAAAUUGUGACACUAUUGGAAUAUUUUUGAAGUUUUCGCGAGUUUUGAUAAAUAUGCCGCGCUGAGGUGAUUAGAAUAAACAUUAUCAGAUACGACUUGCCGGUGAAUUCGAAUGGUGGUUGAGGCGACGAAAAUGGAAGAAUUAUCAAAUGAGGAAGACGAUUGUUGUAUCUACAAAGACGUUGUGGUUGUUGGGAAUGGCCCCGGUGGUAUUUGCCUCUCCUACAUGUUGAAUGGCAACUGGCCCUAUUACACAGGCGAGCCUCAUCCCGGUGACGAAAUGUUAUCGGCAAGAUUGCGGUACACAAUGGAAAAUAAUCGUGAGGAUUCCCCGAAAAGCCCUUCACCGGGAAAUCCGGGGAAUCCCAGAGAUACCUCGACAGGCGGUUCCCCCAGAAGCGCAAAAAUACAAGAAAAAAAUUCAAAGGAUGAUCGACGAAGUGUCUUACACACAUCGAGGAGCAACCUGGAGAUCCUCACCAAUGGCCUGGAGGGCAGGGGGACCUCUAGACCCAUGGCAUUGCUCCUAGACCAGCUUCAACAUCCUUGCGUUGACGCUGGCCUCGAUCUUCCGAGUCUUCUGAAUUGGCAAUCGGCCGAGCAUCAUCCUCAUCACCGAGUCAUUGAUCACGUUGUCCUGGGGAAGGGACCACCCGGGGGCGCAUGGCAGUUCAUGGACCCCAAUGUCCUCACCAUCAGCUUGACCAGGUGGAUGUCACUCCCUGGGCUUGAUCUCAGGAAGUGGGAGAGCCUUGUCGAGAAAGAGCAACUCCAAAAAUCUACUAUUCUGAGGGAGAGAAAUCGCGAGAACUGCUGGAGUCGGUCUAAGGGGAACUUUGAGGUCGAUAGCCGAAUUCCCGUGGGUACUGUUGCUGCCUAUUACAAAGACUAUGUUUCGAGGAUGGGACUGACGAAAUAUUUUAAAUGCGGACGCACCGUCACAUCCGUUCGGCCACAUCCGGAUCCUUCGGACUUGAAGGAAGGCUAUGAGUGGGUUGUACAGGGUUACGAGAAUUUAAGUGGUAGGAAAUUCAUGUAUAAAUGCAAAAAAGUUGUCCUGGCAACGGGUACGACUAAUUCAUCGAAUCGUCUGGGUUUACCUGGUGAAGAAACCCAGCCCAGUUGGGUAACUCAUGAUCUCAAUGACUUUGAGACGCGGUUGGAUCGCCUUGCAGGCAAAUGCAGCAAAUGCUCCCUCAUCAGGAAAGAUUACAAUCCGAAUGUUGCCCCAGUGCUGGUGAUUGGUGCUGGUCUCAGUGCUGCUGAUGCAAUAAUGGCGGCGAGAUACAGGUCGAUCCCGGUUAUCCACGCGUUCAGGGAUUCUUCAUCCAGAGCUGAAGGCGAUAAAGUUGACAACGAGAAUGAUAAUGGAGUCAGACUAAGUCAGAGUGCCUACGAGAGGCUGCAAACGCUUCCGGUAUCCAUGUACCCAGAGUAUCACAAGGUCUACGAGAUGAUGGUGGAUGGAAGGUGUCACAGACUCUAUAAAGCCCUUCCCGGUUACAAUUUAAUUGACAUCGAGGCGAACGGUAGUGAUUGUAACAAGAAGAAGGAGAGGAGGGUCUUCCUGAAGGGACCGAAGAGACAAAUCGUGAGCUUGGCCGUGUCUGUUGUUGCUAUUUUAAUUGGAUCGAAACCGGAUUUAUCGUACUUGGGAGACUUGGCAACACAACUCGGCAAGGAAGAGGAAAAAUUAAUACAUGCGCGUUCAAAUCCCAUUGAAAUCGACGAUUACACAUACGAAGUAGUAAAAUCACCAAAAAAAGGACUCUACGCAAUUGGUCCCCUAGUCGGUGACAAUUUCGUUCGUUUCAUUCUCGGAGGUGCUUUUGGUGCCGUUGGGGAUAUUCUCAGGACCCUAGAGACCGAUUAAAAUAUUUAUCCUCACACUUAGUAUUGUUAUUCAUAUAUUUUCACAAUAGAAACAAAUUGUGCUGUGCUAUAGAGAUCAUAUUCUUGUAAAUUAUUCUUAUCGUGGAAGAGAAUUUAUGUCGGAAUAUUUUUAUACGAAUUUGUUAAUAGAUAACGAAUUUUUUUACGAACAAAUUAUUUUUUUUUAUUUUAUUGGUUUUAUCUUUGUAUUCAAAAAAAUACUCUCAAUUGAGAUUUUUUACAGUUUAAUGUACAUUCCUUUGGCGAAUGGCCAUUGAAAUGAAGAUAUUUCAUCUUAAUGUAGUGGAGUUGUAUUAAUUUAAGAGGUUUUAGGGGUUUUUGUAUUUUUUAGACAUUUUACUGCACCUCUAGAGGCCCAAGGGAUGCUUUUUUAUUUUUAUUACUGUACCUCAUAAUCGUGCCUUCACAAAACAAUAUGCUUUUUUUUCUACAGUUGUUGUAGAUUUGUGGAGAAUUUUUUUUGUGACCCCAAAUGUGCAACGAAAUUAUAAAAAAAAAAAAUCGAAUCAAAUCAUGAAUUUCUUUCGUGUGUGCUUCUACGAUCGGUGACAAGAUAUUUUCAUCUGUUGAAAUACUAAAUCAUGGAUAUUGUAGAUGAUUUUAUUUAUAGGACCUAAAAAAAUGCAACAAAGGUUGGAACACUUGUUUAGAUUCCUUUUCUACUACAACUGAACAAUUCAGCAGUUGUUCAUUAUUGCAGAGAACAAUGGAACAAUAUUCGUAGAUUAUUAUUUACGGAGAGUGACUACCAUAGUCUGUGAUAUGCAAAUUUGUUGAUAUACUGGAGAGAAUAAAAAUCACUAUGAAACAUUUAA